This is a messenger RNA of Olea europaea var. sylvestris, 5179 nucleotides long. Its product is annotated as PH, RCC1 and FYVE domains-containing protein 1-like. The transcript is spliced from 9 exons. The record is from RefSeq and is a predicted model, not a curated record. Gene Ontology annotation, molecular function: metal ion binding. Bases 1928 to 5038 code for a protein of 1036 amino acids. Lineage: Eukaryota; Viridiplantae; Streptophyta; Magnoliopsida; Lamiales; Oleaceae.
AAACGGGGCCUAAUUUAAUUUCUCUUUUACUCAACAAUUAAAAAACAUAGCCAAAUUAAUUGCUAAAAAACGCACCAGAACUGUACCUGUUAAAUAUAUAUACGCCUUGUCCAUUGUGUCUUGCUCCGACGAACACCGUCGCGCCACCAUCAUGAAAGCAACAAAUGCAACACCAAAGAGCAAAACCCAUAUGAAAAUAAAUAGGCUUUUGUGGGAGUCAUUGUUGUCUUUACCUGCCAGAGCAAUGGCGAGGGCUAGUAAAAUCCAAGUUGUCGCGUCGUUAAAUGCUGUCGCAGCGAUGGCGAUUUCGCUGACGAAGCUCCGACGAAUGAAAUUCAAAUCAAGUUCAAGGCCCGCCAAGGAAAGCAAGAAGAGUAGGCUAAUACUUGCAUCAGAUUCAAGAAUUGAAGUGCCUAAUUUUCCUUUUGCUAACAGUUCUAUUGUAUCCUACAAUUUGACCCAUUUCUCUUUGAGUGAGAAAUAAAUUCAGCUCAUAAACAGAUUCUUAAUGUAGAUUUAAUUGCUGCCGAGUGCUGAUGAACGUCCAGGAACUUGGGUGGACAGCAAAGUGUGCAGUCAUCAACCAAUUCUUCAAGAUCAUUUGCAAUGAUAACAUUGAGAGGCUAGUUUUUCCAGAGUAAAUAGUUUGUAUAAUCAAGUUUUUCAAUGAGAGGUUGGCUCAAGUUUGGUAGCCGGAGUAACUUUAAUUGAGGUUGAACAUUAUAAACAUGAGGCUAAGGUUGAUUUUGGAUUUGAGGUUGAGGAAUCGGAGUUGUAGGGUAAGGAAAAAGGAAAUUUUUUUGGCGUAGUACCAGAGAUGAAAUGGUUGGGAUUAGCAGUGGAAGGAGUACCAAUACCAGAGAUGAAAAAUUUGUGAUGUUUUUUAAUUGUAGCGGUUAGUUCUGACGGUGGAGGCGGCGACGACUGUGGUAGGAGAGGUCGUGGUGGGAAGACGGUACUAAUGGGAUUCCUUUUAUUUUUAUUUCUAACUUUUUAAUUAUUUAUUUAAGAUUUGUUUGCACUUAAAAAAAAUAAUAAUAAUUUGGGAGCAUUGAGAGUAUAUUUUUGCAAUGAAAGGUGUAAAUAGGGGUGAACAUGUAACAAAAUGAAAGGUGAGGAUAUUAUGCACAAUGAACUUUAAACUCCUAGAUAUAACAACGACUUUCAGUUGCUGACAUGGCAUUUUCCCGGAAUAAAAGGGAUGAUUCGAAACAGAAACAGAAAAAAUAGAAAGAGAGCAAGAAAAUCUGCACGACGUCUGCACGUUUAAGGGGGUCAAGAGUCUGAAGAUUCAACCCUUUCAAUUCAACAAUUCCCUCAUUUAAAUUCCAGAAAACUCUUGAAUUUCAAGAACCAAUUCUUUGUUUUUUUCUUGAAGAGGGCUUUUUCUGGGCUUAUUUGUGUCUGGAGAUUUUAUAUUUUGAGCUCAAAAGAAGACAGACACCUCCUUCUUAAUUUUAUCUCCUGCACAAUUCUUAAAUUUAAAUUUUCUAUAUUUGCAAUCAAUCAUUCUUGUUAUAACACCAAUGUGGGCAGAGGCCUCAGCCUUUUCAAACGCUUAUGCAUGCAUGUCAUAGAAAUUGAGGAAAAUAUUUUCUUACGAUUAUAAUUUCUGUUUGAGAAGUGAUUGCAGCUGUUCAGAGAUCAAAGGUCAUUUGUAUGAGUUCAGUGUAAUAGAAUCUUGGAUGAAUUAAGUAGAUAUUUUGGUGGGCUGUCAUUCUUUUCUCCAAGAAGAAGGAAAUUUUUGUCAGUUCUCAUUUUAUGGAUUUUACAAUGGGCUGAUGAAGAAAUUGAAUUUUGAAUUUUGGAGUUCUAGGGUGGUGUUAUAUGGGUCAGAAUAGGAUAGAAAGAGCAUUGUUUUUGUGAUUCUUUAAAUGGGUUUUGGUUUAAUUGGAGGAUUUUUGCGCCAAGGUAUAUCACAAAUUGAAUGGCUGAUUUGCACAGGACUAGUCUCGUGGAAAGGGACAUUGAUCAGGCCAUUACAGCUCUUAAGAAAGGAUCCUACUUGCUGAAGUAUGGGCGGAGAGGGAAGCCUAAGUUUUGUCCAUUUCGACUUUCCAAUGAUGAGUCUACAUUGAUAUGGUACUACGGCAAAGAUGAGAAACAACUUGAGCUACGUAAUGUUUCAAGGAUAAUUCCUGGACAGCGUACUGCAAUAUUUCAGCGGUAUCCUCGACCUGAGAAGGAAUACCAAUCAUUUUCUCUCAUUAGUAACGAUAGAUCCUUGGAUUUGAUAUGUAAAGAUAAGGAUGAAGCUGAGGUUUGGUUUGUCGGUUUAAAAGCUCUAAUUGAAUGUGGUGGCUACAGAAAAAUAAAAAUUGAGGGAAAGAGUGAAAGUACAUCAUCAGAUAGUCCAUGUGGUCGGAUUGUCUCUCCCUCAAGUUUUUCUCUUUUACAUCAGGAUCAAGGAGAUACCCAACAAACUGAGAAUCUUUCUCAGAGCAGAUUGGGAAAAGCAUUCGCAGACAUCAUUUCAUACUCUGCAACAGCCAAGAGUCCUACACGGGUAGAAUCCGUGACAUAUUCUACCAACUCAUUGUCAGCAGGGGCUGUAGACAACUCGAAUUACCAAAGUCCUGGGGCUGACACAUUUCGGGUGAGUCUAUCUAGUGCUGUAAGUUCAUCAAGUCAAGGUUCCUGUACUGAAGAUUUUGAUGGCUUCGGCGAUGUUUUCAUUUGGGGAGAAGGCACUGGUGAUGGGGUGGUCGGAGGUGGUGUGAUUGGAGUCCAUAGAUCAUCUAACACCAAGGUUAAUGCUCUCUUGCCCAAGGCAUUAGAAUCAACUGUUGUGCUUGAUGUACAUAGUAUUUCUUGUGGUGAUAGACAUGCAGUUUUAGUCACUAAGCAUGGGGAGGUAUUCAGCUGGGGGGAAGAGAGGGGAGGGAGGCUGGGUCAUGGAGUCGAAGCUGAUGUUUCCCACCCCAAGCAAAUUGAAACACUUCGUGGUAUGAACAUUAAAAUGGUAGCAUGUGGCGAAUAUCACACUUGUGCUGUUACACAUUCUGGUGAUCUAUACACUUGGGGUGAUGGUACUCUUAACUGUGGUUUGCUUGGAAAUGGAAGUGAAGCAAGUCACUGGAUCCCAAAAAAUGUGGGUGGUCCCAUUGAGAGAUUACAUGUAUCAUUUGUUUCAUGUGGGCCUUGGCAUACGGCUUUGCUAACAUCUGCUGACCAGUUGUUUACAUUUGGAGACGGGACUUUUGGUGCACUGGGACAUGGAAAUUGUAAUGGCACCAGAAUUCCACGAGAAGUGGAAACUUUAAAGGGAUUGCGAACAGUCAAGGUUGCUUGUGGUGUAUGGCACUCUGCUGCAAUUGUUGAAGUAAAGAGUAAAUCUUCUAAUUCUGGAGAAUCUGAUGGUUCAUUAUCUGGAAAGCUGUUCACCUGGGGGAAUGGGGAUAAAGGGCGGCUUGGGCAUGGUGAUAAUGAAUCAAGACUAGUUCCUGAAUGUAUAGAUUCAUUGGUCAAUGUUAGCUUUUCCCAGGUAGCAUGUGGAAACAAUUUUACCAUUGCUCUGACAACGUCAGGACGGGUAUAUACCAUGGGAAAUAAUGUUUAUGGCCGGCUGCUGAAUUCUGUAGCCAGUGGAAAGACUCCCACUUGUAUAGAAGGUAAAAUUGCUGACAGUAUCGUGGAAGAGAUUGCUUGUGGUUCACAUCAUGUGGCAGUUUUGACAUCAAAGGCAGAAGUUUAUACCUGGGGAAAGGGUUCAAAUGGGCAACUUGGGUAUGGUGACAUUGAUGACCAGGAUACACCUAAUCUUGUCGACUUUCUAAAAGAUAAACAAGCAAAAAGUGUGGCCUGUGGUUCAAAUUUUACUGCUGUUGUAUGUCGUCAUAAAUGCUUAUCUAGUGCUGAUAAUUCCAUGUGCUCAGGUUGUCAGAAUCCUUUUAAUUUCAGACGAAAACGUCACAACUGUUACAACUGCGGACUUGUUUUCUGCAAAGCAUGUAGCAGCUGGAAGUCCCUUAAGGCGGCCUUAGCCCCAAGUAUGAACAAGCCUUAUCGUGUCUGUGAUGAUUGUUUCAACAAAUUACGGAAGGUAGCAGAUUCGAGAUCCGUUCCUCGAAUUCCUAAUGUCAAGAGUGGAGGUUCACUAUAUAAGCCCAGUGAAACAGCAGAAAAGGAGACAGGGACUUCUCGUUUACCUGGAAGUAUUUCAAGACUCUCUUCUGCAGACUCAUUCAAAUCUGAAAGGAGUUCCCCAUAUAAUGUGAGAUCUGAGUCAAAUGAUAGCCGCGUGUUUCCUCUUCAAAAUGGAAAUGUUCAGAGGGCAAGCGUGUCAUCAAAGUCGCCUGUUAGCCCAUUUGGAAAUUCUAGAAAUUUCACUUGUGUUUCUGUUUCUGUUCCUAGUUCUAGAAUAGUUUCUCGGUCACCAUCUCCUAUUCCAGGAAAGUCAAGCCCUCUGAGGUCUGCCACAGUGUCACCAUCUAUAUCAGUUCGCACUUCAGAAGUAACUGCUGAUGAUAUAAAGAGUACUAACGAUAGUCUAUGUCAGGAGGUGAAAUAUUUAAAGGCACAGGUAGAAGAACUUGCUAAGAAAUCCCACCUGCUUGAAGCUGAACUGGAAAAAAAAUCUGAGAAACUUAAAGAGGUGACUGCACAUGCAGCUGAUGAGGCUGAAAAAGGCAAAGCUGCAAAAGAAGCAAUCAAGUUGCUGACAGCACAGUUAAAAGAGAUGGCUGAAAGAGUGCCUAAAGAGAAUAAUGCUUUCAGCAACUUGGAUACUAAAGCUGAGCAAAUGCUGCACGAUACUGGUCGACCAUCUAAUGGAAGCAUUUCCUCCCCUAGAAGUGAGUCGAGUGACAGCUUGACCCCUCCACCCCUAUCUAAUGGAACCAAAGUGCAGAAGUUGGAUAGGAUAAUACAAGAUGAGCCAGGCGUUCACUUGACUCUUAUCUCCUUGCAAAAUGGUGUCAAUGAGCUGAAACGGGUUCGUUUCAGUCGGAGACGUUUCACUGAAGACCAGGCAGAGAAGUGGUGGGCUGAAAAUGGAACAAGAGUAUGCGAAAAACACAAUAUUCAAACUCCGACGUAGUCUGAGGCAAGCAGUCGUUACAGCUAACUUUUCACGACUAUCUUUCUGUAGACUGGAAACUGUAAAUUCUAUUCUCGGCUUGUUUUUCUUGAUCAGUGGAGCUCACAUCCCGGGCUCAGUUUUAAUGGUAGAAUGAUAAGC